AUGGUAAAGAAAAAAGACAGGAUGACGAGAGGAAGAAGGUCUGCUCUGGCCAUUCAACAAGCAAGAAUCAGCGACCUGACUGUGGCCAAAACGACAUCGGAAGGUUUUUAUUUCCCGUUAUUAGGAAAAAACGAACCUUCGAGCGAUCCGCUCAUCAUCCAAGCCACUGUAUUUAAUGUUGACGUCCAAAGGGUGUAUCUGGACGGGGGGAGUGAAUGUGACGUUAUCUUCGAACACUGCUUCCUCAAAAUGCCAGAAUCCAUACGAGCCCGAAGGACGGAUUCCCGGGGACCAUUGGUAGGUUUUUCCGGGGAACAUGCAUGGCCAUUGGGAGAAGUCGACCUAGACGUGACCAUCACAGAUGGGAUACACGAGCGAACGGAGACGCUUGAUCUCUCGAUAGUACGAUCUCCAUCCCCCUACAAUAUAAUUUUGGGAAGACCCGCGAUGCAAAGGAUGAAAAUGGUCCCUUCUGUCAUCCAUAGGGUCAUUAAAUUCCAAUCUGAAAAAGGGAUAGGAUCGAUUCACUCCUCUUAUGAGCCAAUAAAACAGAUCAAUGAUGUGAAAAGGGUAGAUGACGACGUCCCACCUACCCCCAUGAAAACGCAGGAAGAAGAGGACGCAACAAAGUUGGCCAAUGUAGAUGUCUUUGCAUGGGACUAUUCAGAUAUGACGGGGGUUCCAAGAACCCUGACAUUGGAAGGAAAACCCUUCGUCACGGAGCAUCGUCUGAAGGAGCACAAGCAUAUAAAGCGUGUUCACCAGAAGAAACGCAGCCUUUCCGGUGAAAGAGAUGAGGCAGCCAGGAAGGAGGUGGACGAACUACUCAAAGCAGGGAUAAUAAGGAAGUCAGUCUACCCUAUUUGGAUCGCUAACCCAGUAAUGGUCAAGAAAGGAGAUGGAGGGUGA
Messenger RNA from Erigeron canadensis, 909 nucleotides. RefSeq lists its product as uncharacterized. Bases 1 to 909 code for a protein of 302 amino acids. The record is from RefSeq and is a predicted model, not a curated record. The transcript has 2 exons. NCBI's taxonomy places the organism in Eukaryota, Viridiplantae, Streptophyta, Magnoliopsida, Asterales, Asteraceae.